GGCCUGGGAGUGUGGGGAGUGUUCCGGCUGCUCAUUAUGUCUGGGCGGGGAGCCUUGGGGCUCACUGUACGGCUUUCGAGAUGCUGAGGACUCAGGUUUUAGAGACCAAGUGAGUUUCUCGAGAGGGCUGAGGUGAGACCCGGCCCUGGAUGGGGCAAAAGGCUGGCUCACCGCCGGAGGGUGGGAGGCUUGGUGACUUCAGCGUGUCCUCCCCUCCCCACAGGACAGGUUGCAUGGAGUUGGUGUCAAUGGAGGAGCAGGACGCCAGGGUCCCGGCCCUGGAAUCAUUCAGGGUGGAGCAGGCACCGCCUGUAAUCUACUAUGUCCCUGACUUCAUCUCCAAGGAAGAGGAGGAGUAUUUGCUUCGCCAGGUCUCCAAUGCCCCCAAACCAAAGUGGACCCAGCUCUCUGGAAGGAAGUUACAGAACUGGGGUGGGCUCCCCCAUCCCCGGGGGAUGAUCCCUGAGCGACUGCCCCUGUGGCUCCAGCGCUAUGUGGACAAAGUGUCUGACCUCAGCCUUUUUGGGGGUCUCCCAGCCAACCAUGUCCUGGUGAACCAGUAUCUGCCUGGGGAGGGCAUCAUGCCCCACGAGGACGGGCCGCUGUACUACCCGACCAUCAGCACCAUCAGCCUGGGCUCCCACACCGUGCUGGACCUCUAUGAGCCGUGGCAGCCGGACAGAGAUGGCGUGCCAGAGCAGCCGCGGCCCCCGCCCAGGCCCACCACCUCGCUGCUGCUGGAACCGUGCAGCCUGCUGGUGCUCCGUGGCGCCGCCUACACCCGCCUCCUCCACGGCAUCGCGGCCACCCGCGUAGACGCGCUUGAUGCCACCUCCUUGCCGCCCAAUGCGACCGCCUGCCCGUCGGCGCGGCCCGGAGCCCGCCUGGCCCGCGGCACCCGCGUCUCGCUGACCAUCCGCCGCGUGCCCCGGGUACUGCGCGCCGGUCCCCUCUUCAGCAAGUGA
This is a messenger RNA of Trichechus manatus latirostris (Florida manatee), 965 nucleotides long. It is a transcript of the gene ALKBH6, whose product is annotated as alkB homolog 6. The record is from RefSeq and is a predicted model, not a curated record. The transcript has 6 exons. NCBI's taxonomy places the organism in Eukaryota, Metazoa, Chordata, Mammalia, Sirenia, Trichechidae. Gene Ontology annotation, cellular component: nucleus. Bases 150 to 965 code for a protein of 271 amino acids.